CAAACAGACAGGUGGUUGUUUCUGGAUCCUGCAUCAGUCUCAAAAGUUGAAUUCCUCCAGCACUUCAUAUUUUUUCUGGUUGUCAAGGCAUUGGCACCGCUCAGGAGUUACGUCACCAAAAAAAAAAUACCAGGGACUGAAUAUUUGUGUAGGAAUCCCACUCACAUGCUUUUACUGCAAAAGGCUGGAAUACAAUCUCGGUUCAACCUUCAUAUGGAAUAAUGCACCCUGCCAUCUUCAAGGUCGAGAGGAUAUCCUGCCACUCUGAGCAUUGCCUUUGAACUUGAUCCCGUCGAACAGGUAUCCACCGCACUGUUCAGAGCCCAGUAUCUAUAAUGAAUGCUAGUGUCGAUGCUUUCAUCAGUCCUUUCCUUUAUCAGACCCUUCUCUGUGACUAUAAUGGUACGGAUAUGGCUACUGCCAUGGGACACUGGUGUAACAAAAGCAUCGGUCCUCACUUUCAACUUCCCGUCUUCUCCAGCGCAGCUAAAGUAAGAGUGGGGAUCACCAUCCUCAUUUUCACCAUUUCUGCUUUCUGCAACCUUGGCGUGCUGUGGGUUACCAGUCGGAACCGCAAGAGGAAAUCCCACGUCAGAAUUCUGAUCGUCAACCUCGUGGUGGCGGACCUCCUGGUGACAUUUAUCGUGAUGCCGGUUGACGCUGCCUGGAAUAUCACCGUGCAGUGGCAGGGCGGAGACGCCGCCUGCAAGCUGCUCAUGUUUCUCAAGCUGAUGGCCAUGUACUCCUGCGCGUUUGUCACUGUGGUGAUUAGCAUCGACCGCCAGUCAGCCAUUCUAAACCCCCUGGGCAUCAGUGAGGCUAAGAAAAGGAAUAAGGUCAUGUUGACUGUGGCUUGGCUACUAAGUGGCACCUUGGCCACGCCCCAGAUUCUCCUGUUCCAUACUGUAACCAUUAAUGAACCCCAGAACUUCACACAGUGUACCACAGUUGGGAGUUUCAAGCAUCACUGGCAAGAAACCUCCUACAACAUGUUUACCUUUGUUUUCCUCUUUCUCAUGCCGUUGAUGAUCAUGAUAUUGUGCUACACCCGGAUUCUGAUGGAGAUAUCAAACAGGAUGGCCAAGGAAAACUUAUCUGCAACGGAAGUGCAUUUAAGACGGUCAAAGAACAAUAUACCAAAGGCACGCCUAAGAACUUUGAAGAUGAGCAUCAUUAUUGUAACCUCCUUCAUCGUUUGCUGGACACCCUAUUACCUCCUGGGACUCUGGUACUGGUUCUCCCCAGAAAUGCUUUCUGAAGGAAGGGUCUCACAUGCAUUGAGUCACAUCCUCUUCAUCUUUGGUCUCUUCAACACAGUCUUGGAUCCCAUCACCUACGGGCUUUUUACCAUCCACUUCAGAAGAGGACUACAAUGGUGCUGCCACGCAGCAACAUUGCCCUCCCACUCAGACCUCAAUUCUACACGGACAGGCUCAUUCAGGUGCUCUGGGUCGUCUUUUCGGCUCAAGAGGUUGCCGGCACCUGGUCAAGAAGGUCUAAGGUCAAUCACAGAGACUGAGCCUCACAGCAAAGACAGCUGUUGCAAGAAUGGUUACCUUGAUGCACAGGAAGGGUACCCGUGAAGGCACCAGACUGGUGAGAUCACCAAACUAGACAGCAGGUCAGUCCAGCUGUAAGUAACAGUUCAAUCAGUGUGUGCAUGGUUUAAUUUACCAGCUCGUCCAGUGGUUGAAGUUUCUUUUCUUCCCCAUUUUUCCUAUUCCUUGCUUUUGUGAGUUUAUUCUGUACAGAGUCAAGGAGUAAUUUUAUCAGGGUGCCAUUCAGUCCAUUAAGUUUUUACAAUCCCUAUCUGACAGCAAUCUAGUUCAUCCUAGUACACUGACCUUCUCCCCAUAUUCCUGGAAGUUCAUCUCCUUCAAUACUCAUCCAUCAAAUUAAGUUGUUUCUUAGACAACAAAAAAAAAAUUGGACAUGAACCAAAGGUGUCUUCCUAUCACAAGUAAUGCCAAUAAUGCUCAAACACCAGGAUUGGGGUGUUUAUAAGCAAUGUUCUUGGGACUGUCAGAAUCAUCUUCAAGUACUUCAAUCUUAAAAUGGUUAGUCAAAUCUCCCCAAUGCAUCACCAGCACCAGCCUAUCACCAACACUGUCCCCCUUUGUUAAGCGUGUGUGUAUACACACACAGAAAGGUGUCAGAAAAAAGCCGGAAGUAUCACGAACCCACCCUGCUCAUGGGCUGUUUGUCCAAAUCACAUCAGGUAGGAGGCUACGCCAGGAUCACUAGACUCAAAAGCAGUUACUUUCUCCAAUCAGUAAGGCUGAUCAACACCUCCACCCAC
Molecule: messenger RNA, 2299 nt
Organism: Hypanus sabinus (Atlantic stingray)
Lineage: Eukaryota; Metazoa; Chordata; Chondrichthyes; Myliobatiformes; Dasyatidae
Product: gonadotropin-releasing hormone II receptor-like
Exons: 5
Coding region: 336-1583 (415 amino acids)
Biological process (GO): G protein-coupled receptor signaling pathway
Cellular component (GO): membrane
Molecular function (GO): gonadotropin-releasing hormone receptor activity; peptide binding
Source: RefSeq, a predicted model, not a curated record